Molecule: messenger RNA, 3450 nt
Organism: Diprion similis
Lineage: Eukaryota; Metazoa; Arthropoda; Insecta; Hymenoptera; Diprionidae
Gene: Ipo9
Product: importin-9
Exons: 13
Coding region: 168-3269 (1033 amino acids)
Biological process (GO): protein import into nucleus
Cellular component (GO): nuclear envelope; cytosol
Molecular function (GO): small GTPase binding
Source: RefSeq, a predicted model, not a curated record
UUUGAAUUGACUCGUCAUACAACAAAUUUAAUAUCUGACUGUGUAUUUUUAUAUCGAACUUUGCCGGUACUUCUGAAUGCCGAUAAAGAAUUAUAACCUACAAAUUGCAAGUUUGAACUGCUUCCCAUUGCAUUCGUUUAUUUCAAAAAAGCAACCUGGAAUCGACCAUGAGCAUCGGUAUCGGUAACGUUCAGGGCUCCCUGCGGGAGGCACUGUACGAGACCCUUAAUGGGAUACUGUCGCCUCACAGGGAGACGAGACAGGCAGCUGAGCAGCGAAUUCAAGCCCUGGAAGUUACAGAAGAAUUCGGUAUACAUUUGACAGAGUUUGUCGUAGAUCCGAAUGGUGAAUUAGCCAUAAGACAAUUGGCUUCUGUGAUCUUGAAACAGUAUGUCGAAACGCACUGGUGUUCUCUGGCAGAGAAGUUCAGGCCACCGGAAAUCAAGUCACAAACUAAGGAGAAAAUCAAGGAACUGUUACCUCUUGGACUAAGAGAGUCUAUCAGCAAGGUGAGGACAGCCGUUGCCUAUGCAAUAUCUGCCAUUGCGCACUGGGAUUGGCCAGAAAACUGGCCUGGUCUUUUUGAUAUACUCGUGAACUGCCUCAGCGGAGACAGCGAGUUCGCAGUUCAUGGAGCGAUGCGGGUUUUAACAGAGUUUACUCGUGAUCUCACAGACACUCAGCUGCCAAAUGUCGGCCCCGUUAUCCUGCAGGAGAUGUACAGAAUAUUCCAAGGGGAAAAUCAAUACUCUGUGAGGAUUCGUGGCCGAGCUGUUGAAAUUUUCACAACCAUUGGUACACUGAUUGCGGCUACGGAUGUUUAUCAAAAAGGCUUCACUCAGCAGUAUCUUCAGCCAGUCAUUCCGAUGUUCUGUGAAAAAUUUAUACAGAGUUUAAGGGUCCAAAAUGGUUUGACGAGCGACAACGGGCUGAAGACUGACAUUGUGAAGGCUAUUUAUAUGCUAGUAACAAGAAUGCCCAAAUACGUUUCAAACUUUUUGCCUCAAAUGCUGCCACCGAUUUGGGAGACUUUAUUGGACAGUGCAAAAGUUUAUCAAGAAGAAACCGUUAACGGUGGUCGAGAUAUCGAAAGCCAGGAUGUCGACUCUGAUGGGGAGAUAAUCAAUUUUAAUAAUCUAGUUAUCGCUAUUUUCGAUUUUAUUCACACUCUGGUCGACUACCACAGGUUCUCAAGUCUUGUCGACAAUCUGCUACCCCAACUACUCUACUAUUUAAUAAUUUUUAUGGAAAUAACUGACGAACAAAUUGAACUUUGGACCAACAAUCCCAGCCAGUUUGUGGAAGAGGAGGAACAGUAUGCUUUCGCUUACAGCGUUCGUAUAUCGGCACAAGAUCUUCUACUUGUGAUUGUCAAUCACUCGGAAGAAGUAGCCGCCAAUGCAUUAUGCGAUGUCAUAACGAAGCAAAUAGAGGCAGGAAAUGCAAUGCGAGUAAGCGGAAACGAAAGGGUGGCCCAGAACUGGUGGAAACUACACGAAGCUUCGAUCCUAGCAUUUUUUCUUACAAAAGACACUAUUGUUGAACAGCAACAGGCGGGAAUCCUGCGAUUUGACAUUGUAGCAUUUCUCGAGAACGUCGUACUGGCUGAUCUAAAUAAUUCUGCUUCCCAUCCGCUGUUACUGGGUCGAUGUUUAUGUCUCGGCGGACGAUACGCUCAACAAAUGCCACCGGAAAUGACGUCGCGUUUUCUAGAAGCCACCGUGAAUGGAUUGCAAGAAAAUCAGCCGGCGUGUAUCAGAAUCAGUGCCGUGAAAGCCGCCUAUUGGUUUUGCGACGCUUUCAUCAAGGGCAACAACGGCAACCAGAACAUCCUUCGAUCCCACUUGCCGGCUCUUUUUCAAGGCUUGUUUAAUCUGGCAAGUCAGAUGUCCGCAGAGGUCCUCACCAUCGUUUUGGAGAGCUUUGCCAUUUUGGUUUCGAUUGACCAAGCCUUCACCGCCUCAGUGGAGAACAAAAUAUGUCCGCUAACUAUAGCGGCUUUUCUCAAAUUUCACAGCGACCGCGUUGUGCUUGGAGUCUGUCAGGAAAUAUUCAGAGAAUUGACAUUGAACCCCGAAUGUAUCGGGCCGCUACAAACGCGGCUCGUACCAACGCUCGUCAGUAUGAUGAAUGUCAGUCAGAUUGACAAAUCUAAAGAUGAGGGAAUUCGCAGCAUCGCCCUUGACGUUCUUCAAGUCCUCGUUCAGCACUCACCUCAGCCGCUCAGCAACGCUUUGAUAGAGAGCGCGUUUCCUGCCUCCUGUCACUGCGUUCUUAGUUCCGAUGACAACGCGACCUUGCAGAGUGGCGGCGAAGUCAUCAGAACAUAUCUAUCGGUGGCUGCGCAACAAGUCAUUAGCCACAGGGACAGCGAUGGACAGACCGGGCUGCAUUACAUUUUGCAAAUAGUGGCACAGCUGCUAAAUCCUCAGUCCAGCGAAUUCACGGCAACAUUUGUCGGCAAGUUGGUUACAACGUUGAUAAGAAAAGCUGGAAAUACUUUGGGCGAGAAUAUAGAUCUUCUUCUCAAGGCAGUGUUGAGCAAAAUGCAGCGUGCUGAGACCUUGACGGUUGUACAGAGUCUGUUAAUGGUCUACGCACAUCUCAUUAACACCGAGUUUGACGCUGUUCUUAACUUUUUGUCCACUGUGCCCGGGCCAACGGGACAGAGUGCUCUGGCAUUUGUUAUGUCCGAAUGGGUAUGCAGACAGCAUUUGUUCUUUGGCAAUUACGAUCGCAAAACUGCGACCUUGGCACUAUGCAAAAUUCUCGAACAUGGCGUCACCCACGACGACACACGACUCAACGAAAUCACCGUAAAAGGGGAUCAAAUAUUCGCAGGGACGGAGGACGGAGUUAGGACAAGAAGCAAAGCUCAAUCACAACCCUAUCAAUGGACGACGAUACCUCUCCUGGUAAAAAUUUUUAAAGUCAUUAUCACUGAAUUAUCAAACGACAUGGAGGCUGUCUGCGCUACCCAAGGCAUAGACAAAUCUGACGAGGAUGAGGACGAAGAUGAUCAAGAAGAGCUUCUGGAUCCUGGAAACGAAGUGAAUUUGUUACAAAUCAAUGCCGAAGAUGACGACGACGAAGACGAGGAUCCGGAAUUGAAGAACGACCCGGUUUACCAUCUUAACUUGAGCCAGUACCUGCGCGAUUUCCUGUUGAAUUUUUCGACGCAUCACUGUUUUCCGGCCUUUUAUCAACAUCUUAAUGUGCUGGAGCGAAGAGCGUUGACGAGCAUGAACAUUAGUCCCAUAUUCUCUUAGCUGUAAUAAAAGUUAAAACCCGGUGACAUUAUGCAUUAGAAGAAAGAUUUCCAGAUCGGCACAUACGCGCAUCGCUGACGUUCUAUAACGCUGCUGUAUAUUUUAGCCUGUAAUAUGCGAUUCAGUAUAAUCCAUGUAAAAUGUAAAGAAGUAUUUGAGCGGGCUCCUUUACGUCCAUACG